AUGGAAUCAAUCGAUGUUCAAAAUAGAUCCUUUGUGGUGCGUUGGGUGAAAUGCUAUCCAGGUGAAUCAAUUUCGUAUCAGAUUAAACCUCUGAAAAAAUCGUUAGAGUUUUCUAUUUAUAGGAAACCAAUGAACACACUAAACACCUCUAGCUUAAGCAAUUCUGUUUCUAAUACCACCACAUUGAAUCUUGGCUCAGAUGUCACCCACAUCUUAUCACCACUUGAUACAUCUUUCCCCAACUCAUCGAUCACUAAUGAUUCAAAUUCCAAUAUCAGCGGUUCAUCUGCAAAUGCUGCCAACUCAGGCUUGAACUUGUCGCAUAUACUGUCUGCCUCGACUACUUCAAGUCACAGUAUUCCUCAUAUCCAACGUGGGCUACCCACGAAGAAUACAGGGAGUAGUGCGACUACUCCAACUGCUCUACAUGAUAAGUUAAUUCAAUCUGAAUUUAAAUUGGUUAAAAAUAUUGGCCAUUUAGAAGGUGACGUUUUGACACAAGGGGUUAUUGACGUGAAGAAAAGUUCUACUAAAAAUGGGAAUGAUGCUGACGAUACCCUGUACUAUUAUGCAUUCAUCCUUGAUAACACUGCUUCUAAAAACGUUAAAAAGAAAGUCCUUUAUAAUAUAUCUGUUUUAAAUAAAAGACAUGUUGAUGCAACACCAAAUUUAACUAAAGAAUUGAAAAGUAUUGCAAGCAAAGGCUCUAACAGCACAACGAAUUCCAUAGAAUUAUUAUCUGUCGGUAGAGGCAGAUAUCUACAAGGCUACUUGUUGAAAAAGAGAAGGAAGAAAUUACAAGGGUUUAAGAAGAGAUUCUUCUCUCUGGAUUUUAAAUAUGGUACAUUAUCAUAUUACUUAAAUAACCACAAUCAAACUUGCCGUGGUGAAAUUGUUAUUGGAUUAUCAACCGUCUCUGCUUCUAAAAGAGAACGUAUGAUUGUUAUUGAUUCAGGAAUGGAAAUUUGGUCAUUAAAAGCACAAAGUUUAGAUCUUUGGUCCAAAUGGAUCGAAGCGUUACAAUCUUGUUAUGAUAGACAAUUGUUGAUGCUAAGUAAGGAAAAGAGUCAGAUGGAAAGUGAAAAUGAGAAUCCAAGCGAUGCUGUUAAUUCAGAUACCGAUGCUAAUGUAAAUACUAAAGGUACUAGCAGCGCUACACAAGAAAUUCAUGAUAAUACUAAUACAAAUAUUUCCUUCGGUGAUAGCCUAAAACAUCCUAAUGGCCCUCAAAUCAGAAAACAUUACACUAACUCAAUGUCAAGAACCAUGACUGUAAAUUCACGUAAAUCUGAUAUUGAUAAUGCAAACCUUGAUAGACAAAGAUUUAGCGAAAUCUUAACCAAUUUGAAAAUUAUUCAACACCGUUUGGAUAAAUACAAAACACAUUCAGCUCACUAUAUUCCAAAACCAAAUGGCAUAUUCGAAAAUAUAAAUUCAAAUAAUAAUAAUAUUCAAUCCUUAAAUGAUCCUUCGGAGGAUUCAUUAAUUUCAAAUACAACUUCUAUUAAUUUAUCUGAAACUACAUCACGCUCAAAUUCACCACCAUCAGGAUUUUCAAGCAAUUCAUCCGUCGAUUUGUCACCCAAACGUAACCAUUCCCAUCCAAACUCUCCUCAUGCGCAUUCUCAUUCUACGUCACAUCUACACGGGCAUAGUCAUCCAUACCGUCAAAUGACUCAAAAGCAUCAGUUAUAUAAAGAUUUAUCUGACUUACACGAUUUUGUGGAUUUAUUCGUUCAAAAAACAGAAUCCUGGCUUCUAAUGAAUGCCUCGGUCUCCAAUGCAAACGAAGUUCCACAACUCGACAAUGACACUUCAGCUGCCUACAAUGACAACUAUAACAAUAAGACAAUUAGUGCAACAUUAAAUAAAAUUUCAAUGCUGUCUUUAAGAACCGUUGAUACAAAUAACUCUGCUAGAUCCUUGAAGAGAGAUUCAACUAUAACAAACGAUAAUAGCACAUAUGAAGAGGACGAAGGUGAUGAUGAUGAAUUUUUUGAUGCAGAAGAGAUAAUUCAGAGAGGUGUCAUUUUAUUGCAUGAUGAAGGAGAUGAUUAUUAUGGAGACGGUAAUACUGAUAAUCAAAGCAUAAACUUGGCAACUGAUAGCCACCAAGCCCUCGUCAAUACCAACACUGACCAUCUAGAUUCACAUAUUCUAGAUUUAGAGACUGAAGAAGAAUCUGAACAUUCGGACGAAGAUGAUGACGAUCAUUCAUCCAAUCUACGUCUUCAAAAAAGUGUCUCUUCUUCAACUUCUUCUCCUGCUGUAGUCAAUUCUACAAUCAAUUCUAUUGUAACUACUAGACGCUUAUCAAUUACUAACGUAGAAGUAACAAGAACUAAUACAAGGUCAUCCACACUAUCUCACGCUGCCCUAUCGAGAAUUGACUCAAGAAUAUCGAAGAAUGCUACUUCCAACAAGGUACAGCAAGGUACCUCAGUUCAUCCACAUCCAGCUACCCAUCCAUCUGCCCAUCAUCAUACGGCUGAACACGGUGAACAAGAGACACAUCACCAACACCAUGCUCACCAUCAUACUGACGCCGAUAUUUCUAAAUCUACUUCAACUGCAUUAACUCCACUACCUUGGCCUCAUCGUGUUAAACGUCGUGAUGACAUUAAAGAGUCAAAUUGCUAUCCUCCAUCAAUAUUGUCUUUCUUAAGAAAAAAUGUAGGUAAAGAUUUAGGAUCCAUUGCAAUGCCAGUAACUGCAAAUGAACCAUUGACUAUUUUGCAAGCAUUUUCUGAAAUAUUCGAAUAUUCUGAAAUAUUGACAUCUAAGAACAGUGCAAAGCAUUCCAAAUUGUCCCAUCAACCCCAGAUUACUCUGGUUUCAAUUUUUGCCCUGUCAGCGCUCUCAAUGUUUAGAGAGAAGAUUAGAAAUGCCAGAAAACCUUUUAAUCCAUUACUAGGUGAAACAUUUGAAUUGGUAAGAGAAGAUUUGGGCUUUAGAUUGGUCUCCGAAAAAGUUUGCCACAGGCCACAGAUAUUUGCUAUCCAUGUUGAUCAUGAAUUAUGGGAAUGCAGCUAUACUGUUUCCCCUGUUCAAAAAUUCUGGGGCAAAUCUGUUGAAUUAAACAAUGAAGGAACUUUCCAUUUAAGGUUUAAGGCUACAAAUGAAGAGUUUCAGUGGUCUCAGCCAACUACUAUGUUAAAAAAUUUAAUUGCUGGAGAUAGAUAUAUCGAACCAAUUAAGGAUUUUACUGUAACAUCCACCAUAGGCAGUAAAUCUAAAGUUUUAUUUAAAGAUGCAGGAAUGUUUGGCGGUAGAUCAGAAGAUGUAACAAUUACUGUCUCACCUUCAAAUAAGAGUAAAAAAUCCUCUAAGCAAAUCUUAAUAGGUAAGUGGACUCAUUCAAUUAUGGAUAAAUCUAGUCAAGAGACAUUAUGGGAAGUUGGCGAAUUAGUUAAAAGCCCAAAGAAGAAAUAUGGUUUCACCAAAUUUGCAGCUAACUUGAAUGAAAUAACCGAAAUCGAAAAGGACAUGUUGCCACCAACAGAUUCAAGACUAAGACCUGAUGUCAGGGCUUAUGAAAAUGGUGAUAAUGAUAAAGCUGAAAGCUUGAAGCUAAAACUAGAACAGGAUCAACGUGAUAGACGUAAUGGGGGCCAUGAUGUUAAACCCAGAUACUUUAAGAGAAUUUCUGAUGAAAAAUGGGAGCUAAUAAAAGGCUCAAAUGGGUACUGGGAAAGAAGAGAAAGGAAAGAUUGGAUUGAUAUCACUCCUUUAUGGUAA
Molecule: messenger RNA, 3738 nt
Organism: Henningerozyma blattae CBS 6284
Lineage: Eukaryota; Fungi; Ascomycota; Saccharomycetes; Saccharomycetales; Saccharomycetaceae
Gene: OSH3
Product: oxysterol-binding protein related protein OSH3
Exons: 1
Coding region: 1-3738 (1245 amino acids)
Biological process (GO): piecemeal microautophagy of the nucleus; ER to Golgi ceramide transport; exocytosis
Cellular component (GO): intracellular membrane-bounded organelle; perinuclear endoplasmic reticulum; cytosol
Molecular function (GO): sterol binding
Source: RefSeq, a predicted model, not a curated record